Messenger RNA from Oikopleura dioica, 540 nucleotides. The record is from the annotation of a GenBank genome assembly. Lineage: Eukaryota; Metazoa; Chordata; Appendicularia; Copelata; Oikopleuridae.
AUGGAGCGCAGCGGAACGCCCGCGAACAUCCCGAAAAAUGUUGAAGAGGCCGCCGGCAUUUUUAGAGUUGGGGAGGAUGCCGAACUGGCGUACAGGCUUCAGGAGCAAGAAUAUGUCGAUGUCCAGCAAUUCAACGAAAACGAGCGAAGAAUCGUUGCUCACGAUAUUCAACUUGCAAAACGAGUUCAAUCGCAGGAGGAAGAUCGAGCGCUGAAAAUGGGCUAUAUUCCUGCUUACGUCAAGAAAGAAAUUGCGGAGAAAGACUUCAAAAUCGCCAACCAAAUCCAAGAUCAAGAAGUGAACAGAUUUGUCAAGCUCAAGCAAAACGAACGAGACGGCGAAGAAGUGGCCAAAGAACUCUACGAAGAAGAACAGAAAGAAUUCGCGAGGCGCGAGCGGGAGAUGAAAGAAAAAGAAAGAAUCGCAAAGCGAGAUCGAGAAGCUGCAGAAAGAAUUCAAAAAGAGGAAAUGGAGCAAUUCAAGGCGGCGGAAGAGCUUGCUAAAAUGACGGCCAGGGACUGGGCUCGGCAAGCUAUGUAG